AUGUCAUUUUGUGAGAAAUAUAAAUCUUAUUUAAGGCGAGCUGACGAAAUAAAAGGUGUUUGCCCUGUGGCUGCGUUUUUUUGUCUCUCCUUCGUUGUAGAGAAGUUGAAAGAAAAAUACAUUGAAGAUAAAACUAAUAAUGAGUUAAGGUGUGAGCUAUCAACGCUCCUAGACCAAGCGGAAGGUCUAAAGGAGAAGUACGGACCCUUCAACAUCCAAGAUUGUGUAACAUUCACUAAAGAAAUGAUCGAGGAUGCAGAAUCUGACGAAAACCCGAAAACAUCAAUGGGAAAAUUUUGUACCAUAGUAACCCUCACAGAUGUAAUUAGUACGUUUGGUAAUUCCGAGGAAUGUACAAAAAUGAGGAAAUAUGCAAAGUACCGCGCAUUGGAGAAGAAACGUCACAUAGAAUCUAAAAUGCAAAGACAAGUACCUGACACUUUAAAUGCAGAUGAAAAGAUCGAUUCCGCCACUUCCAACGGGGACGGUAUUAUACAAUGUAGUAAAGAAGUAAAUUCACCAGAAUACACUCAUAAAUGCGACGAAGAAGUUAUGAUUUCACAAAGAAUAGUACAGUAUGCAAAGUCAGCAAUUUCUGCGUUAUCGUUUAAUGACUACCCCGAAGCGGAGAAGAAUUUGCGAUCUGCUCUAUUGGCUUUAAAAAGUAUAGAGUACUGA
Molecule: messenger RNA, 678 nt
Organism: Theileria equi strain WA
Lineage: Eukaryota; Apicomplexa; Aconoidasida; Piroplasmida; Theileriidae
Exons: 5
Coding region: 1-678 (225 amino acids)
Biological process (GO): late endosome to vacuole transport via multivesicular body sorting pathway
Cellular component (GO): multivesicular body
Source: RefSeq, a predicted model, not a curated record